This is a messenger RNA of Gorilla gorilla gorilla (western lowland gorilla), 1380 nucleotides long. Its product is annotated as histone-lysine N-methyltransferase 2C-like. Gene Ontology annotation, biological process: positive regulation of transcription by RNA polymerase II. Gene Ontology annotation, cellular component: MLL3/4 complex. The record is from RefSeq and is a predicted model, not a curated record. Gene Ontology annotation, molecular function: transcription coactivator activity; histone H3K4 methyltransferase activity. Bases 527 to 1207 code for a protein of 226 amino acids. Lineage: Eukaryota; Metazoa; Chordata; Mammalia; Primates; Hominidae. The transcript has 13 exons.
UUCACAGUGACAGCCCGAAAGUAUGAUUCUAAGGGCCGUGGGUCUGGAUUUCCAGGAAAGCAGAGACCUCGAGGUGCAGGACUGUCGGGGCGAGGUGGCCGAGGCAGGUCAAAGCUGAAAAGUGGAAUCGGAGCUGUUGUAUUGCCUGGGGUGUCUACUGCAGAUAUUUCAUCAAAUAAGGAUGAUGAAGAAAACUCUAUGCACACUACGGUUGUGUUGUUUUCCAGCAGUGACAAAUUCACUUUGAAUCAGGAUAUGUGUGUAGUUUGUGGCAGUUUUGGCCAAGGAGCAGAAGGAAGAUUACUUGCCUGUUCUCAGUGUGGUCAGUGUUACCAUCCAUACCGUGUCAGUAUUAAGGUGUGUUUGGUGCAGACACUGUGGAGCAACAUCUGCAGGUCUAAGAUGUGAAUGGCAGAACAAUUACACACAGUGCGCUCCUUGUGCAAGCUUAUCUUCCUGUCCAGUCUGCUAUUGAAACUAUAGAGAAGAAGAUCUUAUUCUGCAAUGUAGACAACGUGAUAGAUGGAUGCAUGCAGUUCGUCAGAACUUAAAUACUGAGGAAGAAGUGGAAAAUGUGGCAGACAUUGGUUUUGAUUGUAACAUGUGCAGACCCUAUAUGCCUGCGUCUAAUGUGCCUUCCUCAGACUGCUGUGGAUCUUCACUUGUAGCACAAAUUGUCACAAAAGUAAAAGAGCUAGACCCACCCAAGACUUAUACCCAGGAUGGUGUGUGUUUGACUGAAUCAGGGAUGACUCAGUUACAGAGCCUCACAGUUGCAGUUCCAAGAAGAAAACUGUCAAAACCAAAACUGAAAUUAAAGAUUAUAAAUCAGAAUAGCGUGGCCAUCCUUCAGACCCCUCCAGACAUCCAAUCAGAACAUUCAAGGGAUGGUGAUAUGGAUGAUAGUCGAGAAGGAGAACUUAUGGAUUGUGAUGGAAAAUCAGAAUCUAGUCCUGAGCGGGAAGCUGUGGAUGAUGAAACUAAGGGAGUGGAAGGAACAGAUGGUGUCAAAAAGAGAAAAAGGAAACCAUACAGACCAGGUAUUGGUGGAUUUAUGGUGCGGCAAAGAAGUCGAACUGGGCAAGGGAAAACCAAAAGAUCUGUGAUCAGAAAAGAUUCCUCAGGCUCUGUUUCUGAGCAGUUACCUUGCAGAGAUGAUGAGAAUGUUGGACCGACGACACAAGACCUCAGACUUGUGUUAUUCUAGCAGCUGAACACACCCCAGGCUCUUCUGACCGGCAGUGGCUCUGGAAGCAGUCUGGUCUAUAGAGUUAUGGAUUCACUACCAGAUUCUACUGUAUGCUCUGACAACUAUGACCACAAUGGUCCACCCACAAAUGAAUUAUCAGGAGUGAACCCAGAGGCACGUAUGAAUGAAAG